AAGAAUAAGCUCUGUGAAACCGUACAAGCUCCGCGUAAGAACCUCUGCAAUUCGACGAUGGAGAAUCGUGAGCCACGUGAACCUUGGGGUGUUAAGGUAAAAAGUGGAGACUCUGUCGUUGUUGAGGCUGGAACUUGGGAGAUCCUGUAUCUUACAGAGGCUCAUCUGGACGAUGUCAAAAAAGCGAAGGGAAGUGAUCCUAUUGAACUCUAUUUCACAAUUACCGAUGGGGAAUUAGAUGAGACUAAUGUUUUGAAAACUAUUCCUCCUGAAUCAUUUGAGAAACCUUAUAAUUUUGAUGAGAUUGAAAUAGCUUAUAAAAUUGAGCUUUCGCAUAACUGGAAAUAUGGGAGCAUCCGCUUUACUGGACACAAGUGUGAAGCUACUAGGUUAUAUCCUUUAUGA
Prunus avium (sweet cherry) is the source of this 405-nucleotide messenger RNA. Lineage: Eukaryota; Viridiplantae; Streptophyta; Magnoliopsida; Rosales; Rosaceae. The record is from RefSeq and is a predicted model, not a curated record.